ACCAUCAGCCAUUCUAACAAAACAAACCGAUGUCUAGUCCAUGAGUUGCUACAUUUUACCACGAAAAUUGUUGUCAUCUUGUGUUUUUAAUAAUUGUAGUUAUGUUCAUCGAGGGAAAACUUGUUGCUCUACCUUGACCUCGUAUUUGAAGCAUUUUAUUUCCACAAGCUCAGAGGGAUCAUUGAAAUUUGGACUCAAAAUGGCAACUUUGGAAACUCUUCACAUGGACAACUUAGCGCUGAGGUCGUUGCCAAUUGACCAGGAGCUGAAAAAUUACGUAAGGCAGGUUUCAGGAGCAUGCUUCUCUCGUGUUGAGCCAACUCCGGUGGAAAAUCCCUCAACGGUGGCUUUUUCUAGCAGUGCAAUGUCUCUGUUGGAUUUAUCAGAAGAUGAGUUACAGCGAGAUGACUUCGCAGAAUUUUUCAGUGGAAAUAAGAUAUUACCUGGCGCGGAACCAUCAGCUCAUUGCUAUUGCGGUCAUCAGUUCGGAUAUUUUUCUGGUCAGCUAGGGGAUGGGGCGACUAUGUAUCUUGGUGAGGUGGUGAAUGGGAGAGGAGAAAGGUGGGAGAUGCAGUUCAAGGGUGCUGGUCUCACGCCAUAUUCCAGACAGGCAGAUGGCAGAAAAGUGCUGCGAUCCAGCAUACGAGAAUUUCUUUGUAGUGAGGCAAUGUACUUUUUAGGAAUUCCAACCACAAGAGCUGGUAGCUGUGUGACUUCGGAUACAAGGAUAAUCAGAGACAUAUUUUAUGAUGGAAACCCUAUCAGGGAAAGAUGUACCAUUAUUCUAAGGAUUGCCCCAACAUUUAUCAGGUUUGGCUCUUUUGAGAUAUUUAAACCAACAGACCCAAUGACUGGACGUAAAGGCCCAAGUGAGGGACGUACAGAUAUUCUUACUCAGCUUCUUGAUUAUACAGUUCAAACAUUUUUCCCACAGGUGGUCACAGAUGACAGGGAGGAGACAUACUUUGCUUUCUUCACAGAAGUUGUUAGGCUUACUGCAAGACUUGUGGCUCUGUGGCAGUGUGUAGGAUUUUGUCAUGGGGUGCUUAACACAGAUAACAUGAGUAUUCUUGGUUUGACAAUUGAUUAUGGUCCAUUCGGAUUUAUGGAUCAUUAUGAUCCUGAGCAUGUCUGCAAUGCAUCAGAUGACCAAGGCAGGUAUCGCUAUGAGGCUCAACCUGAGAUCUGCAAGUGGAAUUUGUUCAAGUUAGGAGAGGCUAUUAAAGACGCACUUCCUUUGGAAAGGUCAAAGGCUGCUGUGGAAGAGAUCUAUGAUGUGGAGUACAAGCAAACCUAUAUGAAUAAAAUGAGACUAAAGCUUGGCUUAUUGAAAAGAGAGCUACCAGAGGAUGAGGAUCUGGUGAAAAGUCUUUUGGAAACUAUGCACAAGACAGGUGCUGAUUUUACCAAUUGUUUUAGAUGCCUCCACAGAAUCUCAUUGCUAAGUAGCACUGAAGGCGAUGACAGUGAUGAAAAUGUUCUGGAGUACCUAUUGUCCCAGUGUCAAACAGUGGAUGACUUGAAGAAAGCUUCAAAACCAUUCCUUGGGGCAAGAGAAUUUCAGAUGCUGAUGACACUUCUUCAGACUAGCCCCAGUCUCCUGCAGCAAUUAGGAAAUGGAGCAUCUUUGAUUCAAAAGGAGCUAGAAAGGAGAGAGAGGGUUCAGCAGAUGAAUGAGUUAAAACCUGAUGAAAAGAGAGGCAAAGACAGGCAACUGUGGAAAGAUUGGAUUGAUCAAUACAGGUUGCGUCUUAAUGCAGAUUUUGAAAAUGGACCAGAUCAUGAGAAAGCAAACAAGGAGAGAGUUGAAACAAUGAAAUCUAAUAAUCCAAGAUUUAUCCUCAGGAAUUAUAUUGCUCAAAAUGCCAUUUCUGCAGCAGAGAAGGGAGACUUUACAGAGGUUCGAAGAGUUCUAAAGCUUCUUGAAAACCCUUACAGUGACGACACUGACACUGAACUAACCCAACAGUCAAAUAGAGAGAGUGGCUUCCAAGAGGCAUCAGAAGCAAGCUGCAGUGCUGAGGAAUAUUUUAGUUAUGACAGUAAACCACCAGGUUGGGCUACUGAUUUAAGGGUGACCUGAUCAUCAUAAACGCCUCACUACAUGAAUGAGCCAGUAACUAAAAGCAACACACAUUUCCUUGUGAGUAGGCAAGUUACUCCACUUUCAGGUACUUCCCUUUUUGGGGAAGUCCAUGCGUGAGAACUUCAACUUGACCUAUCUACAGGGUUUAUUAGAUCUGACCUUGCCAUGAUAGUGUUGGCAUGAAUAUGAGCCACAAUCUGCUACAAAUAUUUAACACAAUUUUGGCAACGGCAGUGAAACUUCAUCAAUGUGGAAAAUAAUGUAAAUGAAGUGUUGUGUUCUGCUCAUUUGUAGAGAAGGCAUUCAGUGACUUUCUUUUACAUGGCAUCAAACCCCAGGCUUAAAUGCUAAAAUGCAUUUAGCUUAUGACAGUACAAUUUAAAACCAGAUGGAAGAUUGUACUUGAAGUGUGCCAGGAGAUUGAUGUUACUACUAAGAACAAAACCAUUUUGUAAUUUGUUCAUAGAUAAUAGAUUUUCAAACAAUUUGUUGGUAGAAAUGUUGUUAUUGGCAAGAGAAAGGUACAUAUAAAUACCAUUCAUAAUAAAUUAUCAAUAAACA
Molecule: messenger RNA, 2647 nt
Organism: Pocillopora verrucosa
Lineage: Eukaryota; Metazoa; Cnidaria; Anthozoa; Scleractinia; Pocilloporidae
Product: protein adenylyltransferase SelO, mitochondrial
Source: RefSeq, a predicted model, not a curated record